This is a messenger RNA of Fusarium vanettenii 77-13-4, 366 nucleotides long. Its product is annotated as 40S ribosomal protein S22. NCBI's taxonomy places the organism in Eukaryota, Fungi, Ascomycota, Sordariomycetes, Hypocreales, Nectriaceae. Bases 1 to 366 code for a protein of 121 amino acids. Gene Ontology annotation, cellular component: ribosome; cytosolic small ribosomal subunit. The record is from RefSeq and is a predicted model, not a curated record. Gene Ontology annotation, molecular function: structural constituent of ribosome. Gene Ontology annotation, biological process: translation. The transcript is spliced from 3 exons.
AUGCCGUUAUACAUGUUAGCAUCAACAACGCCGAGAAGCAGGGCAAGCGCCAGGUCAUUCCUUCGUCUAAGGUCAUCGUCAAAUUCCUUGAGCUCAUGCAGCGCCAUGACUAUCUCGGAGUUUGAAGAGGUUGAUGACCACUGUGGCGGCGAAAUUGUCGUCCAACUCAAUGGCCGACUGAACAAGUGCGGCGUCAUCAGUCCUCGUUUCAACGUGGCUCUGGGAGACCUGGAGAAGUGGGUUGUUCGACUUCUCCCUGCCCGCCAGUUCGGCCAUAUCGUGCUCACUACUUCCGCGGGCAUCAUGGAUCAUGACCAGGCUCGUCGAAAGCAUGUCUCGGGCAAGAUCCUGGGCUACUUCUACUAG